Messenger RNA from Daucus carota subsp. sativus, 1458 nucleotides. RefSeq lists its product as uncharacterized. Gene Ontology annotation, biological process: base-excision repair, AP site formation; DNA alkylation repair; DNA repair. Gene Ontology annotation, cellular component: protein-DNA complex. Bases 1 to 1323 code for a protein of 440 amino acids. The transcript is spliced from 8 exons. The record is from RefSeq and is a predicted model, not a curated record. Gene Ontology annotation, molecular function: DNA-3-methyladenine glycosylase activity; DNA-7-methylguanine glycosylase activity; alkylated DNA binding. Lineage: Eukaryota; Viridiplantae; Streptophyta; Magnoliopsida; Apiales; Apiaceae.
AUGGCCAACACUUCAUGUGCUCUCCUUAUAGAUGGCUCAAGCCAAAGGAUGGAUGCACUGAAGAUAGGGCAUCCUAAGACCAGAGAAGUUCUUGAUGAGAAAACUGAAAAAGAGGUGUGUGGAAGUUCAAAGCAAUCUGAUGAAAAUGAUUUUUAUACUCUGGAGGACCUUGAUCAGAUGGAGAAUAAAUCUUAUGCUUACAUGGCUAGGAAAUAUCCCAACAUCGGGAUCAAGAUAAACAAGUCUUUCAGAACAAGAUCGAUGAGUGAAAAUCAAGCUGGAUUCAGCAAAGGGAAAAAUGCUUAUACAAGAUCAGGAUCUGGAUCUGGGUAUAAGACUAGAAUUUGUUUUUCAGGGGAUGGAUUUGGCAAAGAACAGAACUUGCCUUCAGCAGAUGGAUUUGGCAAUGAACACAACUUGCCUGAGGGAGAUAUCAACUGGGCCACGUUGGAUUCAUGGUCUCAAGAACUGGAGUUGGCCAAAUUUGAUCAGGGAUCCACUGUUGAAGUUUCAGGAUAUGAAGGAGCAUCCGAUUUGCCUGAUAUAAAAGCUACAUUUAACGACCCAGAAGUGGAUGAAUUGAUUAAGAACGAAGCAUCCUGGGGUGUUGAAGCAGAUGCCAAUUUGGUGGUCAACCAAGACAACAUGGCGUUCAACCAACAAGAAGAUAAUGUGGUGGCUGAUGCACAUGGCAGUGGGGUCCAAGUAGUGGCUAAUCAGGUGCAUCCAGCUGUUAACACAUUUCAGUUGGCUCUUGAACAUCUAAGUAACAGUGAUGCUAGAAUCCGGGCUCUCAUUCAAGCACAUCCGCAGCUGCCAGUUUUUGAUGGCCAUGGGAUGACUACAUUUCAGAAGUUGAUUAGGGCUUUGAUUGAGGCAGGGGGCAGUCAAUCAACGAGGCCCACAAGAUUUCGUGAACUGGGUAACCUGUGCCAGAAUAAUGUAAAUCCUCAAUCCGUUGCUGGGCUAGGUGUUGAACAGCUCGUUGCAAUAGGUGUUCAUGGCCAAAAAAAAGCCACGGCUAUCAUUUCUUUUGCGUCUGCCUUCUUAGACAACACUGAUGAGGAGAUAGAUCAAGUAGCGGCAGAUACUAGCCCACUUCUCUACCGUAGGUUUUUGAACGUUAAACAAAUCGGACCCUACUCUGCACUAUAUAUGCUAAUUUUUGGAAUUGGGCGACUUGAUUUUAUGCCAGCUGGUGAAAAGGAUUUAAGAAGCAGAAUCCAGAGGCAUUAUCAUGGACAUGCAGAUGCCAACUAUGAGAAUUGGGAGCCCUAUCGAGGUUUGGCUGCAUGGUUGAUUAUGACUUAUGUGCAGAAAUAAGGAGGAGGGUGACUGGAUGAAGCAAACCGGUUGUUACUUGGAUUUACUUUGUUUUUGUUUUGAACUUGUGCACAAAGUUUGCCACUGGCUCGUCUCUAUACUAUGUAAAAAAUAUAAAGGUUGAAAUUGCUUGUA